This is a messenger RNA of Dermatophagoides farinae (American house dust mite), 1279 nucleotides long. Lineage: Eukaryota; Metazoa; Arthropoda; Arachnida; Sarcoptiformes; Pyroglyphidae. The record is from RefSeq and is a predicted model, not a curated record.
UGUCAUCAUCGUCGUUUUUGUUGAGCUUGAAUUUUUUUCUUUGAUUUUUUUUGCGCUCAUCUUUAAAAGUGUACCACGUUUCAUCAUUUUUCUUUUCAUUUGUUUUUGUUUUAUUUAUUCAACAGCAACAAGAAAUAACGACAAAGAUCAAACAUGGAAAAUAAAACUGGUUCCAAAUCUAACCUCAAUGAAUCGGUUCUCCCAUUGUUGGAUGAUGAAAUUCAUAAGGAAAAAAUUGAAUUGAAAGAAAAUUCAACACCGAAAUCUAAUGAAACGGAUGAUUUGGAUGAAAAAACGAAUGCUGAUGACAACGCUAAAGAUGCAGCCGAUGCAGCUAAAAAGAAAAAAGAAGAAGAAAAAGAACGUAAACGGCAAAAAAAAUUGGAAGAAGAAGAACGUAAAAAACAAUUAAAAUUGGAGAAACAAAAACAAAAAGAAGAAGAAAAAGAAAAGAAAAAACAACAAAAAGCCGAAAAGAAAGCUACAAUGGAUGUUGCUAAAGGUACAUCAUCUAAUGGUACCUGUUCCAAUGGUAUAUCUUCUGGCGGUAUUCUCACUAAUCGUUUGAAUCAAUUUACCGUUGGAAUUAAUCUAUUGGAUCGUGAUGAACGUUCGAUUAAUGAUCACAUCAAUGUCAGCUUUGAAGAUGUUAUUGGUGAACCAGAUGCAACACAAGGAUUUGAUGCUGCUUAUCAGCUAUCAUUUGGUCUAUUUCAAUUUGUACGUUUCUGGCUGUAUCGUAUUCUGAUGGCUAUCAUUUCAUUACCAUUGGCAUUCAUAUGGGCAUUAGUGUUUGCUUUGUUAUCAUUGAUCUCUGUAUGGAUCAUUACGCCUGGUUUUCGUGUUAUGGACAUUUUAUUUUUCUUUAUGCAUCGUGUUUGGGCCUGUUUGGUACGAACAUUUUUGGAUCCAAUAUUUACAAGCAUCGCUUUGGUACGACAAUCGGAUCCAAAAUCAUAUCAUCCAUUGCCAAUCAUAACAAAUAGUGGCCGUCCAUUAUCCACCGUAUACAAAGAUGGUAUUAAAUAUAAUAAAGUUAAUAGUAAUGAAACAGUUGAAACAUAUAAAACAUCAAAUAAUGGUGAAGAUCAAUUAAGCCAAGAAGAACAAGUUACAGUCAUGAUUGGUUAAAAUUUACCUGAAAAUGAAUCAUCAUCGAAUAUAAUUGUGGUGUGUGUGUGUGAUGAAUUUCAUAAACUUUUCAAAUCAAAUUAACUAUUGACAAAAUGAUCAUAAUAACUAAGUCUUCAUUUAUCAUCGUACUAUCAACACCAAAAUA